Messenger RNA from Mytilinidion resinicola, 2676 nucleotides. RefSeq lists its product as uncharacterized. NCBI's taxonomy places the organism in Eukaryota, Fungi, Ascomycota, Dothideomycetes, Mytilinidiales, Mytilinidiaceae. The coding region runs from base 1 to 2676 and encodes 891 amino acids. The transcript has a single exon. The record is from RefSeq and is a predicted model, not a curated record.
AUGGCUGCCCCCAAACCAGACACCAAGACUCCCCUUUGCCAGGAGAAGAGUCACCAUGGCCUGCUACUGGCUCCCUCCCCAGAGCCAUCUGACGAGCGGGCUCCCCGUGGCCCUAUUGACGGCGCUUCAGGCAUUUCGUCAGUCCUGCCCGCCCUCCACUCUGCAAACUCUCCUACUGGUCCAGAUCCCCUUUCUGGCUUGUUGACUGCCACGUGCGUCAACGAAAUCGGCUCACCGAUCCAGCCUGGGGAGCCAGAGCGCGUCAUUAGCCAGGACGUCGGGGACGAUGCGUACGCCCAAAACAAAAAGGAGUCCUGCAAGGAUCCCAAACCACGUCCCGUGCCGUGCAAUCUGGCACUUCGAUUUGCCAACCGGCCAAACGGCACACAGCUCACAACUAUAAUCGAGCAGAGAUCUUACUCGACGCUAAGCUCGCUGCCGUCUCUUAUCAGCACCCCUCGUCGCUAUACGUCUGGCCAGUUGAGCGCCAGCCAUUCAUCCAGCACUCUAUCACCUAAUACGAGAUGUCAAGAAGGUGCCAGCCGGCGAGAGGUGUCGAGGAGUCUGGACGAGGUGGCUUUGCACAAGGUCUUCGAGGCUGCCAAACAGAGAUUACAAGAGGCUACGAGCGUCAAAACUCAUAGCACACCGAAAUACGCUCCUGAACAGCCCGUAGUCGAUACGCCCAAAGAUGUCCCAGUUGCUACUCAACUUGACACGACCCCUAAAGACUCCAGCAAACCUCCACCCUCUCCUGUCACUCAACCUCAACCUCCUCCCCCGGACCAUGAACGGGAGGGCAGACCAGUGAGGCAAGUUCUUCGGACCCUUUUCGACACGGUGCGUAAAGCACCUCGACACACGCUUUCUCUCUCUGCCUUGAGAACUCGCCCAAAUCAGGACACAUCGAUUCACGACACGUCGAUCUUUCGAUCAGCGAGAUACAAGGGACUUUCAGAGCCGUCAACAAAAGGUGACUCGAGCGGCCACACACACAGGAGGAAACGCGCGGUACACGAACCCAACGUUACUGGGUCUGUCCAUGUUGGUUACAACUUAUUGUCGGGGCGAUCUGCGAGUCCUACCCGGAAGGAGAGGGGAGGCCGCGAUUCCAAGGCGACCUCUCACCAGCCAGAGAACGCGCCCGGCAGCGAAUCACCAGCAAUAUUCCUGAGAGGACACCAUAUUCAAGAAGACCAAGCAAUUACGCCGAGCUGCACAACGCCGGUAUUGUUGAGACCUGGCGAAAUCUCAGCUUCGCCUACGCCCUCGCCGUCGCAGUUCUACACACCACCGACCGCGCCCAUCAUCUCAUCGAAGCGCUUCUCGAUCCCAAACAAUGCACCGACGAUCGUUCCCCCUAUCACUCCUCUUCCGCUCUCAGUCAGAGGUAGAGAUGGCGAAGAUGCGCGAUAUUCGUUUGAUGGAGUCCUUCUCUACCGUCCGAACGCCCCUUCACUCCACAAAUACGACCGUAGCCGCACCACCAGUGGCAGCUCCUUGUCAGUCUCUAGUUCUAUUCUAGGGAUAGACGGAGAGUCCAACUUAGAAGCUACCAUAGCACGGAAGGCAAAGGCUACCUUAGUCCCUUACCACGCCCAUAGCCGCCUCCCUACGUACGCGACGACAAACACCAGCUCGAACCCCAGCACUCCCCUUCCCUCCAACGACGGCAGCGACAACACCCACGCAACAACUACCGGUACCGACUUCAGCCUCAGCGUCAACGCCGCCCUCCCAAGCGUCUUCCACGCCCCUAAACCCGCCGCCUGGUUCGCCUCCAAAUCCCCCCUCCUCACCCCCCACCCGCCGCCCACCCACAUCAAAUCCCACACCCUCACCUCCGCCGCCCUCCCCGUCCUCCUCCCCUUCGCCGCCGCAAACGGCAUCGUUACCACCUCCACCACCUACAAACAAACCCCCAGCACCUCAACCACCUGCGUCACCUCCUUCCACUCCCCCUCGGGCAACCUCAUCCGCGUCACAGAAUCAGACUCUGAGCCCGACGUCCCCCGCUCCUCACACCGCCACUCGCGCAUCGCGAGCCCGUCCGCUAUCGACUCUUUCCAGCACCCCCUCGAACCCCUCGCCCGCCCUGUCACGCUCCCUGCGACUGCGUCGCCGCCGUCCACGUACCCGUUACCCAGCUGGCUCAGGAAGCCAGCUGCACGACAGGGAGGUAGUGAAAGAGGUGGAGGCGGCGUGACGUAUCGCCCGCUGAGCAGCGAGAGCGUCCCGCGCGUGCAUAUCCCGAUUCGCACGCACGUCCACCCGCCGCGUGCCCUCCUUAUACAGCCGUCGGUCGAGCCCAACACCGGCCCUACCCUGAACCACAGAGCGGGGCUGCCGAAGGGCCGCCUCGUCGCGCACCGCGAUGUGCAUGGCUGUGGGGGAGAGGUGAGGGCGGUGAGUUUGCAGCCGAGGAGUGGGGUGAAGAAUAAGGCGGUGGGGAUGGGGAUGGGGAUGCAGGCGAGGGGGUGUAGGGCCAGGGGCGUGGGGAGGGUGAUGCAGAGGGUUAGGUUUGUGGCGGUGGAUGGGACGGUGGAUGAUGAUAAUGAGGAUGAUGAGAGGAGGGAUAAGGGGGGUGGUUGUGGGGUUUGUGGGGGGGAGAGUGUUGGGUGGGCGUUGAGGGUUUGUUUCUGUCAGCCGAGGGAUGAUGGAAGGGGGGGUGAGUGA